Messenger RNA from Salpingoeca rosetta, 2342 nucleotides. RefSeq lists its product as uncharacterized. The coding region runs from base 118 to 2097 and encodes 659 amino acids. Lineage: Eukaryota; Choanoflagellata; Craspedida; Salpingoecidae. The record is from RefSeq and is a predicted model, not a curated record. The transcript has 19 exons.
CGGUGCCAUCGCCUCCUCGUCUGCGUCCUCCUUCCUUCAAGUCUCAUAGCCUCCCUUCCCUUCUUCCCUGCCCCCUCUCGUGAUCUUCUCUUCGAACCCCCUCCUCAAACCUGAACCAUGGCGCGGCUUGCUCGACGCUGUGGUGCGCUGUUUGCGGUGCUGCUGAUGCUGUUGGUGGCGCUUGCCAGCAAGCAUGCGCUUGUCUCCGCCGCCAGCAACAGCACGACGACCGCAAUACCGACCACGACAACUACCACCACCACACCCAUCGUCUGCCAAAGCGCAUCUGAACAAGCUUGUGCUCGAAAGGGAAGGAUGCCAUGCCGGAAUGAUCCGAAUGUGUGUGGCCCUUGCCUGCGAGACCAUCCGUACGCUGCUCGUGGGGGCGAUCCAACGCAGGACGGCAACUCCAACUGCACCUCACGCAUUGAUCGGCCCAAAAUCGCUACGGAGCAGGGUCACAUUGUUGCAGACGCCCUGAGCGGCGACAUCUUCCUGCGUUUCUUGAAUGGCCAAGAACUCUCCGUGUCUUCGCUGGCAGCGCUUCACACGAACAUGCAGAACGAGCUGUCGCUGGCGCUGGAUGACCUCAGGGGCGAGUUUGCCACGAAGCUGGCUGAGCUUGAGGCCCAGUACAAGGCUGAGAUUCAAUCUCUCAGAAUCGCCCUACAGCGCUCAAACAGUUCGCUGGAGUCUGAAAUUGAAACACUCGACUCAAGCAAAGCAGAUGUUGCGGACGUGCAUCGCGUGGAGAGUAGCAUCGAAAGUGUCCAAAGCAGCGUCAUCAGCAUUAACAGUGCGCUGAACAACAAGGUUGAUCUUGAAGGCCAGGCCUCGCUUGAAACAGCGCUGCGCUCCGACAUCUCCAUCGUUGCCUCAGAUGGGCAGGACACCGCAAAUGCUCUUGAGGGUUUGUUGGAGACAGCCGCGCGGGUCACGGAUGUUGAGGCAUCAUUCGAGGAGUUGCGAAUGGACAUUUCGGAAGUAUCGACAGCGGAGCGCAACACGGCGUCGCUCUUUGAUGGACUCAUCGUCAAGAUUUCGGCACAGAGCUCUGGGCUUUGCAGUGGCUCGGCGCGACGCUUGUGGAUCAACGACGAGCCUUACACCUGGACGUCGUCUUGGAGCCGUGGCAUCAACACCGUGGAGUUCCACCCAACGACCAUGCAAGUCGUGCGUGAGCAGAACUUUGACACUUGCUGUGGAUCCUCCCCAGCAACGGAAGCUGAUCGCCUCACACAGUACAUCAACGGCCUGGCGGAGGGCGUGCCAGUCGUGUUUGUGAUCCACGAUGAAGGUAUCAGCGCUGCCGAUGACGAGCUGAAGUCAGCCAUCGAGAGCAUGGGCAGCCGGUACAUCCGUACCAUCACCUACAGAGAGUCGUGGGCCAUGAUUGGAAUCAAGGGGGCGUUUCCCGGCACUGUUCCGGAGGCGUACGGCUCCAAAGUGGACGACCCCGGAUGCACACGUGAUCCACCUGUCCAGGACGAAACAGCAAUCAUUUCGCAGUUGUUCUUUGCUGGCAAGCUCGCUCCUUUCAACCAAGAGCUUGCACGUCGCUCGUACGCCAAUGGCCUGGAACGCUUCCGCAAGCGUUCGUCGUCGACGUGGGAUGCGAUGGUGUGGGGCGGGUACAUCAGCGGAGACGUGGCGGGUAUUGCUGAGCUUGGGACUAUUCCAAGGACCUCCAAUUACCAGCGAUACAUUGACAUCAAAGUGUACGGCUCCCAUCGCGGCUACAACGUCAACAGCUACUUCGAGUUCAAGCACUAUGUCAUCAUGUGCGGCGACAAGUGCUCUGCCGCCCUCAUUGACGCAGCAGGUCGAGGUACGGUGAGCCUCUACGACACGAUCCAUCACGACUCCAACACAUAUGCAGGCAAUGGUGACAUUGACAUCCCCCCAGAGGGUUUUGUGAUUGCGCUCCGAUUUACACCCGUCAUUGGCGCCAACUUUGACUACACGGUUGUGGUGAAUUACUAUGACUUUGACGAGUUCCACCCAAGCUUCGUUCCAUCAGACCAUCGCUGCUUCGACAUGAGAGGCAAUGCCGGCUAUUCCUACCCAUACGUCUCCUUCAAGUGCCGCGAUGUUUGAGCGUCACAUCACUUGCCACGUGAGACGUGCUCAGCUUGCGUGCUGUUUUGCUUUCUUUGCUUGUUUGUGUUUGUGUUUGUGUUGUGCUGUUCGUGCUUCGUUGCCUGUCUCCUCUCGCUCACUGUGGAGGGAGUGUGUGUUUGUUGUUUUUGGCCUUUCCUUCGCCUGGCUUGUUGACUUGCACUGUCUGUGUGUCGAGGGAUGGUGAGCUGUUCCUUCACAAUACAACACAAUAAAUGUGGUGA